AUGGGACCCCCACGAUCCCAUCACAUUUAUACCACGGAAGGGGAAUCCAGAACGCGCAAUUUGUUAGACGGGGGAAACGACCCGAUGUUUAAUCGAAACAGAAGGGAUAUUUUCUUUGCCGUUCGAGACAAAUUGCCAACUCCACCUCCCACUACCACUCCUUCCGAAAGGCACAAUUACAAUCUGUGGUGUGACUACCACAAAGAGCAUGGCCAUACCUUGGCCCAAUGUCGCGAACUCAAACGUAUCCUGCAUCAACUGGCCGAUGAAGGAAAGCUUUCCAGGUUCCUCAACAGGAGGGACUAUGAGGCGGGAAGAGAAGCGAACCGAAGGCCGUGGAAUCAAAGACGCGGAUCCCCCAAAAGGGAAGAAGUGAGGCACGAAGAUUCCCACACGCAAGGGACCAUCAACAUGAUUUUUGGAGGAUAUACAGAGGAAUAUCCUACCGUUCGCGCCGCGAAAGAUAGCGUCCACACUCUGCUAAAGGGGCCUCCAUUAACCUUAUCCAGGGGACCGGUUAUGAAAUUCGAUGCCACGACCUCGCAAACACUGCAACAGCCCCAUACUGACCCUCUGGUGGUCACCCUCAAAAUUGGACAGAUGAAAGUCAAAAUGUUUGAGGAAAAGCACUUGCAGCCCCUAGAUAAGCCGCUGAUCGGGUUCGGGGGAAGUCAGGUCAUUCCGCUAGGAACGAUCAUUCUCCCCGUGCGCGUAGGAGAAAGAAAUGAAAGUAGGUCCACGCCCAUACGCUUCACGAUGGUGGAUCUCACUUUCCCCUACAACGCCAUCAUGGGACUUCCCCUCAUUAACAAAAUCAAAGCUGCAAUCUUCCCUCAUCAACUCUUGCUACAAUUCGAGCGGGAUGAUGGGCAAGUAGGCAUCCUCAAGGGAGAUCAGGUAACGACCUGCCAAUGCCUCAUAAACACUCUAAAGCGCGGACAUUCCGCGACACCCGCCAAGAGGGAAAGGGAAGAUCAAGUACUAUUGCAAAUCUUAUUAAAUCAGUAA
This is a messenger RNA of Amaranthus tricolor (Joseph's coat), 1008 nucleotides long. RefSeq lists its product as uncharacterized. The transcript is spliced from 2 exons. NCBI's taxonomy places the organism in Eukaryota, Viridiplantae, Streptophyta, Magnoliopsida, Caryophyllales, Amaranthaceae. The coding region runs from base 1 to 1008 and encodes 335 amino acids. The record is from RefSeq and is a predicted model, not a curated record.